Messenger RNA from Stegodyphus dumicola, 1055 nucleotides. RefSeq names its product nicotinamide N-methyltransferase-like. Gene Ontology annotation, molecular function: N-methyltransferase activity. Lineage: Eukaryota; Metazoa; Arthropoda; Arachnida; Araneae; Eresidae. The record is from RefSeq and is a predicted model, not a curated record. Gene Ontology annotation, cellular component: cytosol.
UAUAAACUGCUGAUUCAUCGCAAGGAAAGCAAAUGAAAAACUAUGUAAUAUUUUCAUAAGAGAAGGCUACACAGUUUAUCUUCGCAUAUUGUUGCAAAAGCCAAUAUUGCUGGUUAUCUCGAAUUCGUCGAAAUCGCUCUGCAGUAGUCAACAUGGAUAAAGUAAUCAAGGAAAAUUACGUCUCAAACCUCAAGUCUCUGGAAUACUGCAGAAAACUGAAUAAAAUGAUGAAAGAUGAUCCUACAAAUUUCCAUUUCUACUUAACGUUUCUUCAUGAAGUUUUCAGUUCGGGUUUAUGCAAAGGGAGAAAAUUAUUUGAGAUCGGAAGCGGACCUACUAUAUACAAUGUAACGUUGGCUAGUGCUUACUUUUCUAAUAUUGUGCUGAGCGACUUGGUUCCCGAUAACUGCGAAGAAAUAAGACGUUGGCUUAACGAACAGUCAUCAUUAGACUGGUCACAGUUUUUCGACUUUAUUAGCCAGUUAGAAGGCCAUACUGGAGACAAGCUAACUAGUCGACAAGAACUGGAAUCAAGAACCCGAAAAGCUGUAAAAUGUGUUCUGGAAUUCGAUCUUCUCUGCGACUUCGAAACUCAGCUAAGCGUUUUAGAUUCCGAAGAAGUCAAGCCGCCAUAUGAUACAGUGUCGGCAAUAUGCUGCUUGGAAGGAAUAUGUCCAGAUUUUGAAGCUUUUGUCGAUAGUCUGAGAAAAAUUAAUGAAAUCCUUAGACCAGGAGGGACUCUUGUAGUUUGCAGCUAUACAAAUCGCAGCGUGUGGUGUUUAGAUGAUAAAUCCUUCAAUUACUUACAUCUUACCCUUGAAGAAGUCCUGGAUGCCAUGAACAGAGCAAAUUUUAGACUUAAGUACCUCACUGUACGUUCCGUAUCGCAGCAGAUUGCUUCCGAAAAUAUACUUGCUUACUGUUCAGUUUUCGAAAAAAUCUGAAAUUCGUAUUCGACAAUCAAACUUAUACUAUUUCAGAAGUCAAACAACAAAAAUCAGCGUUAUAUUUUCAAAUUUGACUAGUUUCGAUGGUUUUUAACGAACCACCAUCCU